This is a messenger RNA of Effrenium voratum, 2466 nucleotides long. The record is from the annotation of a GenBank genome assembly. NCBI's taxonomy places the organism in Eukaryota, Dinophyceae, Suessiales, Symbiodiniaceae.
AUGACUUCGGCGGCGGCAAUCGCUAUCGGACUGUCCGCUUAUUCCGUGCCCGCCUGGGCCGACAACACGCUGGACGUGGCAAUCAUCGGCGAAGCGGACACGCUGGACCCGAUGCUGUCGACCAAGGAUGUGGUCUCGAUCGUCACCCAGCAUUUCGUCGAAACGCUCUACACGUUCGACGCCAACUGGAACGUCGCGCCGCUGCUGGCGGUCGAUCUUCCCGAAAUCUCCGACGACGGCCGGACGUACCGGAUCGCAUUGCGCCAGGGCAUCACCUUCCAUGACGGCUCGUCGAUGGAUUCGGCCGACGUGGUCGCCUCGCUGCAGCGCUGGACCGAAAUGGCCUCGCGCGGAAAGGCUGUCGCCGACCGCAUCGAGGCCAUCGAGGCGAUCGACGCCAACACCGUCGAAAUCCGGAUGACGGAGCCCUACUCGCCGCUUCUGUCGCUGCUCGCCUUCUCCAACUCGGCCGCCGCCAUCUACCCCGAAGAGGUGCUGGGCGAAGCGCUCAGCGCCAUCGUGGGCACCGGCCCCUACAAGAUCAUCGAACAUGUGCCGGAUCAGUAUCUGCAGCUGGGCCGGUUCGAGGGCUACCAAGCCCGCGACGAGGAGCCGAACGGCCCCGCCGGCGGCCGUCUGCAGCUUGCCGACGAGAUCCGCUUCAUCCCCGUGCCCGAUCCGAACACGCGCGUGGAGGGUCUCCUGUCCGGCCAGUAUGACUUCGCCGACGGCCUGCCCGCCGAAUCCUAUGCCCGCAUCGACGAAAGCGAUGCGGCAGAGCCGGUUCUGCUGCGCCCGUUCGGCUGGCCGAUUUUCGCCAUCAACCACAAGGACGGGCUGCUGACCGAUCUCAAUGUGCGCAAGGCAUUGCAGGCCGCCCUGCCCCACGACGACAUGAUGUUCGCCGCCUUCGGCGACGACAAUUUCUUCAUCGUCGACGCGCCCAUGUAUCCGGAGGGAUGGACGUGGCGCAACGAUGCCGGCACCGAGCUCUACAACCAGAACGACCAGGCCCGGGCGGCCGAACUGCUCGAUGCCGCCGGUUAUGAAGGCACCCCGCUGCGCAUCCUGACCUCGCGCCAGUACGAGUUCCACUUCAAGAUGGCCGAGGUUGCCAAGAUGGCGCUCGAAGCGGCCGGCUUUGCCGUUCAGAUGGAUGUCGUCGACUGGGCAACGCUCGGCCAGCGCCGCAACGAUCCGGCGCUCUGGGACAUCUACAUCACUCACUCGCCGUUCCUCCCCGAGCCGGCUCUGACCAGCCUCUAUUCCGCCACCUCGCGGCUGGGCUGGGCAGAGCCGGACAAGGAGGCGACGCUGGCGGCCUUCACCACGGCCACCGACCAGGCCGAGCGCGAGGCGCUGUUCGCCGAUCUCCAGAAGGCGGUGUUCGAGGAUGUCGGCUUCAUCAAGAUCGGCGGCUUCAACGCGCUGCAGGGCCAGCGUGCAGGCAUGACCGGCGUCAACCCCUCGCCCUGGCGGCCUGCUGCGGGCCUCGAUGGUCCGCAGCUUACAGAGUGUGAUGCAGUGACCCGGUACAUCGUUCAACGCAUGGUCGGCAUGCUGGUGGUCGUCCUUCUGGUCCUGACCAUCGCGUUCGUUAUCGUCCGGCUGGCGCCCGGCGAUCCCGCCGCGCUCAUGCUCGGUCCCGAAGCGACACCGGCCGAAGCGGCCGAACUGCGCGAGCGGCUGGGUCUGAACGAACCGAUCCCCAUCCAGUAUCUGAGCUUUGUCGGCAACGCCUUGCGCGGCGAUCUGGGCACGUCGAUCUUCUUCAACCAGCCGGUCACCCGGGUGCUGCUCGCCCGUGCGGAGCCCACUGUCUAUCUGGCGCUUUUCUCGCUGAUCAUCGCGCUGAUCAUCGCCGUGCCGAUCGGCAUUUAUGCCGCCUACCGGCGCGGGUCCUGGCUGGACCAGACCGCCAUUUCGACGGCCAUGCUCGCCGCCUCGGUGCCCAGCUUCUGGACCGGCCUGAUGUUCCAGCGUUAUCUGGCGACCGAACUGGGCUGGUUUCCGGCGGCCGGCUAUGGCGGCCCCGAUGCCGACUUCUGGGUCCGCAUGGGCCAUCUCGUGCUGCCGUCGAUCGUUCUGGGGAUCGUCAAUUCCGCGCUGAUCCUGCGCUUCACGCGUGCCUCCAUGCUCGACGUUCUGGGCGAGGACUAUGUGCGCACGGCCCGGUCCAAGGGCAUGACGGAAUGGCGCGUCGUUCUGCGGCACGCGCUCAAGAACGCGGCCAUACCGAUCAUCACCGUCAUCGGUCUGACAUUCGCCCUUCUGGUAUCCGGCGCGGUCGUCACCGAACGUGUGUUCAACAUUCCCGGAAUGGGCAAUCUGGUGGUCAGCGCCGUGCUGCGGCGCGACUAUCCGGUCAUCCAGGGCACACUGAUCGUCGUGGCGACGCUCUAUGUGUUCAUCAAUCUUCUGACGGACCUGCUCUAUCUGCUCGUCGACAAGCGGGUGAGGUACUGA